Molecule: messenger RNA, 1248 nt
Organism: Hordeum vulgare subsp. vulgare (domesticated barley)
Lineage: Eukaryota; Viridiplantae; Streptophyta; Magnoliopsida; Poales; Poaceae
Product: probable xyloglucan endotransglucosylase/hydrolase protein 23
Exons: 3
Coding region: 134-1003 (289 amino acids)
Biological process (GO): cell wall biogenesis; xyloglucan metabolic process
Cellular component (GO): apoplast; cell wall
Molecular function (GO): hydrolase activity, hydrolyzing O-glycosyl compounds; xyloglucan:xyloglucosyl transferase activity
Source: RefSeq, a predicted model, not a curated record
GCCCCUGCUCAUUCCACUCACACAACACAAGCUCCCUUCCAGCUUUUCAUCCUUCUCAUCAACUUAUUUGUCUUGUGACUUGUGCGUUGCUUCUGUUAAGCUAGCUAGUUGAGUGAGGUUACUUUCUGGGAGCAUGGCUCGCAUGGCGGUGUCGGUGCUGGCGAUCCUGCUCGCCUGGUGCGCCCUGGCGGCGGCGAGCUUCGACAAGGAGUUCGACAUCACCUGGGGCGACGGGCGUGGCAAGAUCCUGAACAAUGGUCAGCUCCUGACGCUGGCGCUGGACAAGGUGUCCGGCUCCGGGUUCCAGUCCAAGCACGAGUACCUCUUCGGCAAGAUCGACAUGCAGCUCAAGCUCGUCCCCGGCAACUCUGCCGGCACCGUCACCGCAUACUACCUGUCGUCGCAGGGGCCGACGCACGACGAGAUCGACUUCGAGUUCCUGGGCAACGUCACCGGCGAGCCCUACACGCUGCACACCAACGUGUUCACGCAGGGGCAAGGCCAACGGGAGCAGCAGUUUCGCCUCUGGUUCGAUCCCACCAACGAUUUCCACACCUACUCCAUCCUCUGGAACCCAAAGCACAUCAUCUUCAUGGUGGACGACAUGCCGAUCAGAGACUUCAAGAACCUGGAGGGAAAAGGGAUCGCCUUCCCCAAGAACCAGCCCAUGCGGCUCUACUCCAGCCUCUGGAACGCCGACGACUGGGCAACGCAGGGCGGCCGCGUCAAGACGGACUGGUCCCACGCCCCGUUCUCGGCCUCCUAUCGCGGCUUCAAGGCAGACGCGUGCGUGGUGACCGCGGGCGGGCGGCCUCACUGCGGCGCCAGCGUCGGCACGGACGUCGCGCCCGGCACAGGCGCGGCCGGCGAGUGGUACAACCAGGAGCUGGACCUGACGCGGCAGCAGCGGAUGCGGUGGGUACAGAGCAACUACAUGAUCUACAACUACUGCACCGACCCCAAGAGGUUCGCUCAGGGCGUCCCCGCCGAGUGCUCCAUGUAGUGCCCUUGUCCGUCCGUCCGUCCAGCAAGCUAGCAUUGGACAGCCCGUGUAUACGUCGAUCGCCGGAGGAAGAUGACCGGAGAUAGGGAAGAUGGAAGCGUCUGUACUGUAUGAUAAAUAAGUACUGGUGUGGGGGAUAAGGUGAAAUGUAGCCGGUGGUAGAUUCUUCUGUUGCUCUUUGUCACGAUCACGCUCACGCUCAAUUCGUGUGUAAUAGUAUAUGCCUCAUCUUGUUCCGUUCUUCA